UCCAGAGGCGUGCGCGGCCGACGACGAGCGAAGGCGCUUCCCGAGAUAACAACAACAACAACAGCAGCAGCGGCAAUUAAUAAAUUAGAGUGGAAUCUGCCAAUCGUACAAUCGACCAACGCCGCAUCCGACGGGCGGAAUAGUCGGGGGCGCGAGUAGCUUUGGAGCGAUGGCCGCGAACGCGUUACAAGUUGCGGCGUGUUUACGUUGAACCUUAAAUUAAACUUCUUGACCGCCUCCCGUCAAGUGGCGAGUUGUGGAGAGGGGCAGGAGAGGGCCACAAAGGCCUGGCCCGAGGCCUCCCUCUGCCUAACAUAGCCGCAUACUUAUACCGGAGUUUUAAGCGGUCGUCGGAGCAUUACCACCGUUGUGUGUGUGUGUGUAUAGAGCGUCGUUUCUUAUGCGUGGGGGCGAACAUUGAUUGCAAUCGGUGGGCUGACGGCAACAUUAAGUUCUGCUCUUCCUCAUGAAGUUAUUUCCCUACUCGUUGUUUCAGUAGCGUUGUAAUCGUUAGUGGGCGCAGCAAUGUCGUACUUUCGCAAGAUCUUCAAGCUGGGCUCUGAGAGGAGGAAGCCGAAGCAGUACGACCACGUCCGGCGGGACGUGGACCCGGCAGAGCUGUGGAGUGUGAUCGGCGAACUUGGUGAUGGGGCCUUCGGAAAGGUCUACAAGGCCCAAAACAAGGAAUCAGGUGUGCUGGCAGCUGCAAAGGUGAUUGAGACGAAGAGUGAAGAAGAGCUGGAGGACUACAUGGUUGAGAUUGAGAUAUUGGCCCUUUGUGACCACCCUAAUAUUGUGGGACUCCUCAAUGCCUUCUACUAUGAAAACAAGCUAUGGAUUUUCAUUGAAUUCUGCCCUGGAGGAGCUGUAGAUGCUAUUAUGCUUGAGCUGGAGCGUGGGUUGGCGGAGCCUCAGAUUCGUGUGGUGUGCAAACAGAUGCUGGAAGCAUUGAACUACUUGCACACUCACCACAUUAUCCACAGAGAUCUGAAGGCUGGAAACAUCCUGCUUACCUUCGAAGGAGAUGUAAAACUAGCUGACUUUGGAGUAUCUGCAAAAAACACAAGGACGUUACAACGCAGAGAUUCGUUUAUAGGAACCCCAUAUUGGAUGGCUCCAGAAGUGGUGAUGUGUGAAACUAUGAAAGACGCACCGUAUGAUUACAAAGCUGACAUCUGGUCCUUGGGCAUUACUCUCAUUGAGCUGGCUCAAAUGGAACCACCCAACCAUGAACUCAAUCCAAUGCGAGUCAUGCUGAAGAUUGCCAAAAACGAUCCACCCUCACUUUCCUUCCCAUCUAAAUGGUCCGCAGAAUUCACUGACUUUCUGAAGAAAUGUCUUGAUAAAAAUCCCGAGACAAGAUGGAAUGCAAUCCAGUUAUUACAGCACUCUUUUAUUAGCGGUGUGGACAGCAACAAGCCUCUACGGGAGCUGAUCGCAGAAGCAAAGGCCGAGGUCAUGGAGGAGAUUGAGGAAGACAAUGAAGAGGAGGACAUGGAGACACCUUCUCCAGGAACAGGGCAUAAGCGAGCUCCUUCGGAUAUCAGUGUGGCAAGCUCUGAGGAUGAAAAACUGUCGCAACAGUCACCGGUACGGGGAUUAGCAUCUGUUACUGAAAAUAAUGAAGAGGAGCAGGAGGCAGCUGAGCAGCCGGAGACUGAUGGGGAUGGUCAGUUACCAAUGGAUGAAUCUACCACAGUAGAAAAUGGAAUUUCUGAAAAGUCUACAAGUGGCAAGGAUCAGCAAGAAAAUGAGAAUGAAGAGGUGGGUGAUGAGACGAGCGAGCGAUCGUUGUCAGAUGAGGGGAUUGGGAGCAGUGAGGGAGAACGUGCGGAGAGUGACCGGUCUGCAGAGCCUCACGUGUCUGAUGAAGAUGCAACUCCCAUAAUGGAACAAUCCACAGCAGACCUGGCCUUGGCGGACAAGGCUGAGAAUUCCCUGCCUGAAGCAACUGAGCCUACGGAAGAGCCCAGGAUGGAUAAAAGCAUGCCGAAUGACCAACCUGAGUCCUCCAUUAUAACAGCUUCUGUAACGGAGAACUCUGACAAGCCUCUCAACUUCCAGGAAAGAGAAGCUGAUGUGCAAGAGACGGGCGAAGCCAAAAAUAUAAAAGGAACAGAACUUCCAGAGUCUCCGUCUCUUUUAUCAACUGGCAGUGAGCGGAGGGAUAAAGAGCGAGACUCAGACUCUGGAAGUCUAUCCAUGUCAGACAGCACCAGUGGAGAUCUCAACCUCUCCAUUUCGGCCACCAUCACCCGCAAUCGAGAAACUGGCUCAAUUUCGAUCCAGGAGUCGCACAAACAGAAGAAGACGCUCAAGAGGACGAGAAAGUUUAUUGUUGAUGGAGUAGAGGUCAGUGUGACAACAAACAAAAUAAUUAAUGAAGAUGAGAAGAAGGAUGAAGAUUUAAGAUUCCUAAGGCGACAGGAGCUGAGAGAAUUGCGGUUGCUUCAGAAGGAGGAGCAGCGCUCCCAGGCCUUGCUCAACGGAAAACUCAUGCAGCAGCGUGACCUCACCAUUCGUCGCUUCGAGACGGAGAUGUCUGCGAAACGUCGCUACUUUGAUGGGGAAAUUGAGAAACUGGAACGGGAGCAGAAGCAGCGCAUCGAGAAGAUGGAGCAGGAGCACACGGCUCACCUACGUGAGGAGGCCAAACGCAUCAAGGCAGAGCAGGACCGGGAUCUUGCCAAGUUUCAUGAGACACAGAAGCAUCGCAAGAAGGAGGUUAAGAGCGAGGUGGAAAAACUGCCCAAAUCAGUGCGAAAGGAUGCACUGAAAAGAAAGAAGGAAGAGCUUGUGCAGACACAGCAGAAUGAGGAUGUCGCGCAAGCUGUGGUGAAGUCGUACCACAUUUCCUCCAGCAUUCUCAUCGGUCUUCAGUCGAGAGAUGAACAAGAGUUCAUCAGCAAACAGCAGCAUGAUCUCGACGGAUCCCUUAAGAAACUGAUUCAGCAGCACAAGCAGGAGGUUGCUGAUGUCGAAAGGGAAUUCCUCAACAGCAAACAACAGCUGUUGAGAGAAAAAGAAGCUUCAAUCUGGGAGUUGGAGGAAAGACACCUGCAUGAGAAACACCAAUUAUUUAAACAGCAACUGAAAGACCAAUAUUUCCUUCAGAGGCACCAGUUGCUAAAGAGGCAUGAAAAGGAGCUGGAGCAAAUGCAGCGCUAUUCUCAGCGCAUGCUGGAGGACCUGAAGGCCCGGCAGGCCCAGGAGCGAGCACGCCUUCCGAAGAUCCAGCGCGGGGAGGCAAAGACGCGCAUGACCAUGUACAAAAAGAGUCUUCGCAUCAACCCCAUCGGUUCUCCAGAGCAAGAUCGUGAAAGAAUCAAACAGUUUGCCCAGCAAGAGGAGAAGAGGCAGAAAGCCGAGAAGCAACAGCAGGCGCAGAAGCACGAAAACCAGAUGAGAGAUCUGCAGAUGCAGUGUGAUGCUAAUAUACGUGAACUUCAGCAGUUACAGAAUGAGAAGUGUCACCUACUGGUGGAGCAUGAGACCAUGAAGUUGAAGGAGCUGGAUGAGCAGCACACCCAGGAGCUGAAGACGUGGCGCGACAAGCUUCGCCCACGCAAGCAGGCACUGGAGGAGGAGUUCGCACGAAAGCGGCAAGAGCAGGAGAUGUUUUUUGCCACGAGUGGCGAAUCGGAGUGCUUGAACCCCAGUGCCCCCAGCCGUAUCGCCAAGUUCUACCCAGUCACGACCUCCCAGUCAACUGGCUUCUGAAAAAAUUUCUGCUGGCUGUUGACACUGGAAUGCAGAUGCUUACUAAUUUAAAAUCAUAUUUUUUUUGUACUUGCAGAACAUUUAUCACACAAAAGCCUUGUGUAAACUGUGAUUGUUGACUUGGAUAACAUUGUAGCAAACUGUUAAUCGUACCGUUAUUUUUUUAAACUUCAACUACAUUACUGUUUCCAUUUUAAAAUGUAUUGUCAUAAUCUUGGUUUCAAAGCAAACACUUGGAAAAUGUUAUAGUUUGACAUUGGUCAAUUGAUAAACAAUAUCAGACAGUGUAGCACCUCCAAUUCAUAACCACAUUGGAAAUAUCAAAACACAUUACACACGUUAAUGCUUUAUGUAAUGUUGAGAAAUUUAAAGGGUGUGAUAUUAAAAUAAUUGAACAUUAUUUGACGGGCUUAUUUUACAAAACCACAGUAAUGCAUUCCUAACUUUUCAACCAGAUGUGGAAUUGUUUACUCUUGAUUGCAGUUAAGCUUUUAACAGUUGUUUGAUUCUAGAUGCGAAUUAUAGAACUAUACCCUCCCACCUGAACCUUGCUUUGAAAUCCCCUUCCAAAGUGGUCAUAGCUAUAGCCUGACAAUUAAAAUGAGCCAAGGGAAAAUGCAUAAUCUAUGCUAAGAAUAAUGGACAGGAUGGAACUUUACUAUAAGGUUUGGGUGAGACAGGUUUAAGCAGCAAAUUUUUGACGUAAUUUGUAAAGCGAAAUAAUAAAAUAACAUCAAUGGACAGUAUUAAAAGCACAUGGAAGCAUAGUGUAAAAGGGACCACGGUGUAUGCUGUGCAGACUAUAGUCAUGGAUGGUGGCUAAUUGGUUUUAUUUGACGCGGGUAAGGAAUAUUCAGCCCGAUGGCCGAUGUCCGUAACGAGUUUUCACAGAGUGGUUUUUAACACCAAAUUUCACCAGAUCACUUAAGCACUUUCCCCUCCCCAUCAACCUUUAGCCAGAUAGUAUUGUAGUGCCGUAGAUGGGCCACAGUAUUAUGCAGCAGCGACUUUUCGGGUGAAUGCAAAUAUUAUUCAUAUGAAUGCUAUAUAUGGAUGGAUAGAUGCGCAACUUGAAUAAAAGCGAAAGCAAUAGAAAUCUACGUUGCAUAGAUUUAACAAACAAGCUUAUAUUUUUUUGUAACAAAAACGUGUACAAAAUAUACCGUCUAUAUAGCGUUUGAUGUAGCUCAGUGCAUAUGCUAUAAAUUGAUAGAAAAAUUACAUUACAACAUGUUGCCGUGGAGUUUUGAUAAACCUGUGGACUUAUAACAUGGCUUGCUAAAUGUGUAUGAAACAUUAGAAUUUGCAUGUUUGAACUGUUUAUCUUUUUGAUUUUGAUGCUGCUUUUGGAGGACAAAGAUCGUGUCCGGAUAAUAUUUUUGAAAGUUUUAUUUAAAAGGGUGCCGUAAAACGUAUCGAGUGACAAAGUUGACAUUCGGUGUUGUGUUAAACAGUAUAUUUUUUCACGUACAGUUCAGAUUGUUAUUUUACCGUGCCCUUUUAAAGACUAAUUCAGAGUGAAGGUAGCCUGAUAAAAUGUGCUCUGAAGCCGCUGGUAUGUGUAGGAGUAUAGCAUGCGGCAGUAGGAAAGCUGUUAAUACCCCCCCCACCCUCCCAUCUCAUGUUGUGACAUUGUGAUUUAAAAGUUGGGAAAUAGGCGCCCUGUAUUCAAAGGAAAACAAGCUGUGUUAUACUACUGUAAAUGGUUGUGGACAGCUGACACCUUUUAUUCUCUAAAAACUGGUCAAUUUGCUACUGUUAUUUUCUCGAGUACUUGAAUAGGAUGUGUACCUAGUCCCGUUUUUCUUUAUGCACGUGCAUGGAAUAUCUUGUCGAUGACAUAGUGUCAUGCUGAACGCAGUUAAGCUUAGGAUGGGCUGUGUUUGGACAGAUGCUUCGUCCAUAAUGCUUCUUCUGGCUAUCAAGCAUGAAGUUGAAAGGAAAGGUAGAAGUUUAUAAACUCAAGGCAUUCACAUAGACACUUCAUGUUCCCUACUUACUUGCGAAACAAUCUUAGAGAUUGGUUCUCAAUAGUCAUUGCUUGGAAGUGCCGCUUUAAUAGGACAGCUAUUUCUGUGUUGACCUCAUGACCUCAAUGCAAUUUAAUUUAAUGUUAAGGCCUUCAAGAUGAGGUUGAAAGGAUAACAUGUCUUAUUAAAGCCCCACGAGGUAUCUGAGCAUGGCAGGUGAAUAAUUUGAGUGCCUAACUGUUGUCAGAGAAAUGGAAAGCUGUUGUCAAAAUCCUACAACCACACGUUGAAGCCACAAUACCGAAGAGAACACUUUACAGUAGUCUAACCUGUAUGUUUGACUUCUCAUUUGCAGUCAAUAAAAUGCAAUGUUUGUAGUGAUGUA
Lethenteron reissneri (Far Eastern brook lamprey) is the source of this 6075-nucleotide messenger RNA. RefSeq names its product serine/threonine-protein kinase 10-like. Gene Ontology annotation, molecular function: ATP binding; protein serine/threonine kinase activity. The record is from RefSeq and is a predicted model, not a curated record. Gene Ontology annotation, biological process: protein phosphorylation. Lineage: Eukaryota; Metazoa; Chordata; Hyperoartia; Petromyzontiformes; Petromyzontidae.